Molecule: messenger RNA, 1869 nt
Organism: Sesamum indicum (sesame)
Lineage: Eukaryota; Viridiplantae; Streptophyta; Magnoliopsida; Lamiales; Pedaliaceae
Molecular function (GO): protein binding
Source: RefSeq, a predicted model, not a curated record
UCACCCGCAGAUAUAUUUAUUGAGAUGGAUGCAAGGUCAACAAAGAAAGGGGUGAACAUAAUCUCCUUCAAACAAAAUGCCUACAUUUGCAUUUAUAAUAUUUUACCAUUGACCAUAUUGUAAUAUCUGUUUACCUGAUUCAGCCAAAUCUCUCUCUUUCCAGUCUCUGACUGCUGCUUUUCUUGAACCAGCCUUCCAUUUGAACCUUUCUCCUUCCUUUACAGUAUCCUCUUCUCUUUGCAAACGUUUCUACAUAGAUAGAAAAUUAAUAACAGGAAUUAGACUUGUCCGAGAAACAACUGCAAAGGUUAGUUUUCUUCAGUGAUGACUAUCAGUUGGCUGCAUGUUAUCCUGGCGGCUGCUUCUGUAGUAAUCCUUGUGCUCCUUUUGCUUCUAAUUCUCCAGCGAUGUUUCCACCCAAAACCACAAAGAAUUUUCGUUGUUUCUGACACAGAAAGAGGCCAGAGUCUGCAGACAGCCAUUUCCAGGCUUCAUCAAGUUCGCCCCCACCAUGAUAACCUUGAUAGAGAUGACUCCAAGAAAACCAAUUUCAGCGUUUCUAGACAUGGGGUAGUUCCGACAGAAGCACCAUUCUUCAGUUGGGCCGACCAUCCUUCUCUUGUCACUGACGCAGUAGAAAAUGGAUGGCCAAGAUUUGCUUUUACAACCUUGUUGUCUUCUCCUUCUGUCAAAUCUGCCAGGUCCCUGGUAGGCGUGUGUGCUGGUGGUAGUGCUCUUCAUGGGAAUGGAAUUAAUGUGGGGAUUGGCUGGGAAGUUUGUGAAGGAUCAGCGGAUUACAUGCAGAAAAUCAGGCUAAAUCCAGGACUAAAGAAGGUGAUCACAACCCUUAAUCCGUCAAUGGGAGCUGUAUCUGUGAUCAGGACGGCUUUGCCUUUGCCAGGCCCACAAUUGGGGAAUGCAUCUUUUCCACAGGAAGCAUAUUUUGAGAUCACGAUAUUGCCUGUUAACGAAGAUAUUAAUGAUCAGUUAACGGUCGAUAAGGCAGAGAAUGCAAAAUCAGAAGGCAAAGAGAUUAGGCUUAUCGGAGAGGAAUACAAUGUGGAAAAUAAUCCAGAAUCAUUGAGGUACGAAACGAGCAGCCACAGUCGGAUGGACAACAUUGAAGAAGUGAAACCUGGUGGAAAACAGGAAGUCGGAAAAUACGAAACUGUUUCCCUGUCUGUGGGGCUGACAGGAGGAGGCCCUCUUCCAUUAAAAUUUCCGGGGAGCUAUCCAGGAUCCAUUGGCUUCAAUUCUAGUGGUUCUGUCUAUCUUAAUGGAACUAAACUUAUGUUGGAAUCAGAAAAGGGCGAAUGGGGAAGAGCAGAAAAGGUGAUCGGGUGCGGCUAUAAUCCAGCACAGAAAAAGGUUUUGUUCACAGUUGAUUCACAGCUAGUGCAUGAAAUCCAUUGCAAGACUGAGGAAUUCGGGUCUCCACUCUAUCCAACACUAGCAGCCAACGCUGAUGUUGUGGUUGUAGUAAAUCUUGGACAAAGCCCUUUCAAAUUUGCGCCUGGAAAUUUGCAAAGAACUCCAAAUCCAUGCUUCAUUAGACCCCAACAGCCAACUUCUCCUGCCUUAGGGUAUGAAGAUAGCAAGGAGCUUUUCUCAAUGGGAAGAAUCGAUUCUCAGUGGCUAAAACGGAGUGGCAGAAUCAGGAGCUGCAAUUAUACAGAGAAUAGUAUUAAGGGUGUGGAAUUUGAGCUGGAGUCUGAAGGUGAUCUAUUUGAAAUUGUCUUGGAUACAACACGGGACGAUCUUCUGAAAAAUUCUAAUUCAGAUCGAAUUUGAUUGGAUCUGAACCAAUUAUAUAGUAAUCACAACACACUUAUCGUGUAAAUUGGUGUACAUUACGAAAAAGGUAACUAU